Molecule: messenger RNA, 2826 nt
Organism: Melampsora larici-populina 98AG31
Lineage: Eukaryota; Fungi; Basidiomycota; Pucciniomycetes; Pucciniales; Melampsoraceae
Exons: 3
Coding region: 1-2826 (941 amino acids)
Source: RefSeq, a predicted model, not a curated record
AUGGCAAAUAGAAUCUCACAUGAAAUCAAUCCUAAAGCCCAAGGAAAUGGAUUUUGUAAUGCCCAGUACUUUGAUCCCACUGGGCCUAUUCCUGAUGGUUGGAUGGUUUAUGAUUCAACAACAAUGAUACCUCUCUUCAGGAGCAAAGAGGGUGCUUUGUUGUAUCAUCAAACUCAUACAUUUCAACCUGCAGUUACCUCAAGUGUCAUGGGAGAUAGAUUUCUCUAUCAAGAUAAUUACUCUUGCAAAACACAUGUAGGUCUAAAUAAUUUAAGAAAGCUCAAGGGAUACAGGGAAUUUCACCCAAAUUCUUUGAGUAAUGGAAAAUCACUGGACACACACUCAAAAAUGAUUUACAAUCCAGCCAUUACCAUUUCUGAUAGUUCAGGGGUUGAUCAAAAUUCAUACAAUUCACAUCUUCUGAGGCUGUCAAGUGCCCCAAAAACUUUUAAAAGGCCCCAGAUGAAAGAGUAUACAAAGAUUGGUCUAAUUGAUGAAGAUAAAGCCAAAGUUUUCAAAAACUUUAAGGAAAAAAGUCAAGGCAAUUGGGAGUCUCACAGUACAUUGCCAGAUUUCAACCAAUCAAAUUUGAGGCAAGAUGUCUCAGAAUGCCUCAAGUCUUUGGAAAAAUCUUCCAUACCAGAAUUCAAAGGAAAAUUCUGCAAAAAUGAAAAUCAAGAAGACUUCAAGAUCAAGAAGAGCAAUGAGUUCUCCAUGGAAAACACAUAUCUAUCAUCAGGGUCUGAUCCAAAAGGCUAUCUACAAGCAGUGAAAUAUACUCACAAAUCAAAUCUGGUGAAAGAUGGAAGAACUCACAAAAGACCUUCAAUUUCUGAUUCCAAUACCCAACAACCCCAAGUAAACCUGAAGACAGAUCCAUCCUAUCACGUCAACAAGAUCCAUAAGGAUACAGGAGGAAAAACUGAUGAUCCUAUGUGUGAAACACAAUCAAAGGAGGGAAUCAAACAUUCAACAGAAGACAAUAGAACCUUCCUCCUGGGUGACAAUGGAAAGGAGAUGUAUGCAGAUCCAGAGGGACACCUUUUGGGAACACCAUCUGAUAAGCUUAUUGGGUUGCAGACAGUUUACAAACUGAAUCAUCUAGCCAAGACCAACAAAAACAAUAUUCCUGGCUUAAGGAACAUUCCAAAAGACAGAGCAAUAGAUGGAAUCACUGAAAGAGAUAAUUUGUCUAGAUAUACCAUUGGUUUGGAAUCCAAAGCAUCUCAUGAACAAUGGAGGAUAGUCCACAGCAGAAAGAGCAAGACAAGAAAUGCCUUUGCAGAAAAGGAUUGUCAUCCCCUGGAAGAGGCUAAAUCCACAAAAGAAUUAGCAACAAACCUGGAUGAUAUUUCAGUCCAACGUGGAGACCAAAAUACGCAAAAGAAAUUGGAAAACAAUAGUGUCAAUGAUCAACCUUCUAUUGCUUCCCUUACAAAACCUCUGGAGAUGAAAGACAUAAAGGACAAGGCUUCUUCAAAUGAUGCACACCAAAUGCAAACUAUGAUUCAAAAGGAAUCAGAUUUGGCCCCAUUGAAUCAAGCACUCAAGCAUAAAAAGAAACAGCAGAACAAGACUAAGGUUUUGACAAGAUCUACAUCCAAAAUGGAUAGUAGAGUAGGGAGUUCUGAUGCACAUAAUGAAGAUCCUAAAAGAUUAUCACCCUGUGAUAUGGUUGAUGACAUGAUCAAGCUCCAAGAUAACAAGACACUAUUCUCAAAGAUAUUAUCUAAGAUAUUAUGUGAUGACAAUAAGAAAAACUUCUUGGACAUUCACAUGGAUCCCAAAGAUUGCAAUCAGGGAUUUUUACUAUCUGCCUCAGAAGAUAAAGGCCAUAUAUUGGAUGACCACAUAGAGAAGAUGAAUGAAGUGAUGGACCCUGAUGAAGCUUGGAGGAGGUCACAAACUUUAAGGAGAUAUAUAGAUCAGGAGAACAUGAUCCUGAAAUGGAAGCACAAUAAGGGACAACUUGAUCAAAAAGCUUAUGCAGUAGCAAUGCUUCUCAAGAUUGGGAAAAAAUGGCCAGUGUUUUAUGAUACAGUCACAGGCAAAUGGGAAUUGGUCAAAUCAAGAUGGGAUAAAUUGAAUGACAUGCAAAGAGAUUCACUGAAUUCUCUUAUGGCUGUUGAUGAACAAGUAGAAAGGUUAGCCACAAUAUCUAUUAUGGAGAAAGUAAAUAAAGAUUGGUUUAAAUCACUUUACAGUGAGUCUGACUUGCAACACUUGAAAAUGCAGGGUGUUUCCAUCCCAUUACUGUUUAAUAUAAUACACCACAUGGAUCUGAGUAACCCAAACAAGAGCAUCAACUGGAGACAAAUGUCCAAAAAGGAAAUCUCAAUCAAGGGGAAGGAGAUAUUGAGUGUGAUGUGUGGAUUCAUGUGGUUAUCAGAUCGAUAUUAUGACACUAAUCAGAAAAAAUGGGUUGCCUCACGUCUACGUCAUCUAAUUUUAGAAGAUCCAAGAUUGUCACUUCUUUUUCAAGCAAGGUUGAAAUUCUUAGUCAACAAUACUCAUAAUGUAUUGUUACCUCUUCACAGUAUGGAAUGGGAGGAUGGAAUUUUGAGAGAUGUGAAUGGAUUAUUGGACUUGGCAGAAGGAUUGACAGCAUUGCAUUUUGGAGUAUCAAUUGAGAGACUUGUUCGGCUUAAGUAUGAGUCAAACUUAGAGAAAGAAGCUUUACAGAGCUCCAAACUAAAAGAUUUCAUUGGUCAGGAUGGCAAAAAAUUCUACUGGCCAACAAUUUUCCUUGGCAAGUGGGAUGAAUGGAAAGCUGAACUGCAGCCAUAUUUUCAAUUUCUUGGGGUGAAAGUCUACUUUGGGGGUUGA